AUGGCUGAUGAGGGUCCGCAGCUUGAGGCCGUGGUUGAUACUGGUGUGAGUCCCAUAAUUAAAAUGGAGGUGCAAGAGCUAACAGGCCUUGUACCAGGUGAUGAGGGAACAGAAAGAUCCAGAAAAGGUCUCAACAUUGUUCCUGGCUGUGGUUCUUCCAUCGGAGCUACGCUGUACAGGGUCGGGACAACCCUGGGAGAAUUUCAGACCUGGGUAACACCAGAACAUGUUAAGCAGGAAGCGGGGGAAGAGCUGUGGGAAGCCAGGUGGCAGGAGUUCCUGAAGGCAGUCCAGUCGCCACACACUAAGUUCUCAGAGGUCAUUCGAGAAUGCGAGGCCAAAUCCAAAGAGGCAGCUGACGUCUCUGAGAGCUCAGAAGGACAUAGGGUGACUGGACUCCUAUCGAGCCACCAAAAUGGAUCCCUGCAGACCUUGGGCUCUCCAGAAUCCCGAGCUUGUGGAGAAGCAAAGAGUGAGACUCCUAGAGAGGGGGCUGUUGGCGUAGAGGUCCAACGCCAACGCUUCCGGCAGUUCCGCUACCAGGAGGCCAAAGGACCCCGUGAGGUUUGCAGCCGGCUGUGGUAUCUGUGUCACCGCUGGCUGAAGCCAGAACGACACACCAAGGAGCAGAUCCUGGAGCUGGUCACCCUGGAACAGUUCCUGACCAUUUUGCCAUCAGAGAGCCAGAACUGGGUCAGGGAAGGCAGUCCAGAAACCUGCGCUCAGGCUGUAGCCCUGGCUGAGGAUUUCCUGCUGAGACAGGAGCCCAGAAGGCCAGAGCAGCAGGUGCUGGGAACAUUUGAGGAGGUAGCAGUGAAUUCCUCCAAAGCAGACCAGGUGUCGUCGGAGGUUUCAGAGAGACAUCGCUGUGAAGAAAUCAAGCAGGAAAAUGACGGGGACGUUGCUUUGCUGGGUUUUGGCUGGGAGAGGGCAAUGGAUGAGGACAUGCAUGGAGCAUUGUUGGAAAGAAGCAAGCAUCGGGAUACAGAAGAAAAUACUGGGAAACAUGAUGGGUCGAACAGGCAGCCGAAGCACAAAGCAGAGAAAUGGAAGGGGAGAUCUAGUGUGUUUCCCCCCGAAUUUAAAAUCAAGCAGAGAUUACAUGAAGGGAAAAGAAGGUAUUCAUGCAGUGUGUGUGGGAAAUGCUUCACUUGCAAAUCAAGCCUUAACAGACAUCAGAUAACUCAUUCAGGGGAGAACCCACACAAAUGCCCACACUGUGGGGAAAAGUUCACUCGGAGAGCUAGCCUUAUUGUUCACCAGAGAAUCCAUACGGGGGAAAAACCAUAUAAAUGUUUCACGUGUGGGAAAAGUUUCAGUGUGAACUCAACACUUAUCCGGCAUCAAAGGAUCCACACAGGUGAGAAACCGUAUCAGUGCUUUGACUGUGGAGAAAGCUUCAACCAGAGGACAAUCCUGAUUUCGCACCAGAGAAUACACACAGGAGAGAAACCUUACCGGUGCUCAGAUUGUGGUGAAAGCUUUCGUGACAAGUCAAGCCAUAUCAGGCACCAGAGAAUCCACACAGGAGAGAAACCAUACCAAUGUGCAGACUGUGGCGUGAGCUUCCGUGAUAAAUCGAGCCGUAUCAGGCAUCAGAGAAUCCACACAGGAGAGAAACCAUAUAAAUGUCUGGACUGUGGGGAAAGCUUUAGUCAGAGUUCUACCCUCAUUAGACACCGGAGGAUUCACACUGGAGAGAAACCUUAUAAAUGCUUGGAGUGUGGAAAGAGCUUAAGUCGCAAAUAUGAGCUAAAUUCACAUCAAAAGAUUCACACAGGGGAGAAACCAUAUAACUGUUUCAAAUGUGGGAAGAGCUUCAGAGAGAGGAGAAUCCUUAAUUCACAUCUAAAGAUUCACACACAACAGAAGCAAUAA
Eublepharis macularius is the source of this 1878-nucleotide messenger RNA. Its product is annotated as zinc finger and SCAN domain-containing protein 31-like. Gene Ontology annotation, biological process: regulation of transcription by RNA polymerase II. Gene Ontology annotation, molecular function: RNA polymerase II cis-regulatory region sequence-specific DNA binding; DNA-binding transcription factor activity, RNA polymerase II-specific. The transcript has 4 exons. The coding region runs from base 1 to 1878 and encodes 625 amino acids. Lineage: Eukaryota; Metazoa; Chordata; Lepidosauria; Squamata; Eublepharidae. The record is from RefSeq and is a predicted model, not a curated record.